ACUGACUUAAGUGGAACAUCUAUGGCAGAGCUGGGAAUUUAACCCAGAUGUGCUGAACUGCAAGCCAGUGCCAUCAUCCUAAAACCGUCCUCCCUCUCCAGCCUCAAAUGUUUGUGUGGUAUCUGUGUAACUCCAAAAGCAGGAUAUUGAGUGACAGCUCAGCCAAUGAAACACAAGACAGGAGUAUUGCAUCAUGGGCUGAUCAUACCCCCUGAGGGCAGCAUGGUGUUCACUGGACCUCUGCUCAGCAACCCAGCAGUGUUUGUUGCAAAUAGCCCCUGUUGAUUCACGGAUGACAUCGUACUAAUUGCCAAAAGCACCAACCAACUGCAGAGCAUACUACGAAGACUCGACAAGAAAAGCAGUCAUGUUGGUCUGAAAAUGAACCGUUGCAAGACGAAAUACAUGCAAUCAGACGUCUUACGAAAAGCCUGAAUAACAGUAACAGGAGAAGAAAUUGAAGAAGUGGAACAGUACAUAUAUUUGGUGCAAGAAGUUAAUAUGCGCCAAGACAUGAACGGAGAACUCUUGCGAAGAAUUCAGGCAGGAUGGUGUGCGUUUAAUUCCAUCAAGGACAUCCUCAAAGGAAAAAUCGACAAGACCACACGUACAAAUAUCUUAAAUUCAACAGUGCUGCCAGCCAUGCUGUGUAGCAGUGAAACGUGGGCACUAACGAAGAGAGAAGAACAGCGGCUGUCGGUAGCUGAAAGGGCAAUGGAACGAGCUAUGUUGGGAAUUUCCCUUCUGGAUUGUAUCCCAAAUGGAACGAUUAUAGAACGCAGUGGUGUGAAAGAUAUUGUUGUGGAAAGCAGAUAUAAUAAGAUGCAAUGGGUGGGCCACAUAGCAUGGUUCACAGACAAUAGGUGGACCGCAAUCAUUACUGAGUGGUACCCACGCGAAUAGAAAAGACCACCUGGUCGGCCUCCAAGAAGGUGGGAAGAUGACAUUGUAAAACAUUUUGGACGAACGUGGAGAAGAAAGGCAAGAAUGUGAGAAGAAUGGCAGACGUGUUGUGAUUGACACAGUCUUAACGACAGCUGAAGACUGAUCGAUCCAGGUGAUCCAGGUGAAGUAAAUUAUUGAUUCUUUUGCUCAUUUGAUAAGGCAAUCAGAAAAGGGAUGAGAUCUGACAUGCAAGGAUAUCUUCAAAGCUUAUGACUAGUUGAGGUGCAGGCCUGAAAAGUCCCUAAUACCUUUCAUUACUGCAGGUAUAAAAAACCUAGGAUUUGAAGAGAACAUACUGUGCAGUGCUUAAGGUGGACUUCCUGAAGGAUGGUACAGUUCUGAAAUUAUGCAACUAGGUACUCUCUGGCUGGGCAAGCACUGUAGUGGAGAGAAGGGAACAGGCUAUCUGGCUCCUCUUUCCAGGAAAACUAUAGAAGAACUGUGGCUACUGAUAUUAACAAAGGCUUUAGGUUUUGAAUCCACUGUACAAAAUGUGUCCCUAAUCUAAACAUACGCAAGUUAUGAGGGUUUAAAAAAGAAGACCCUAUUAAAUGCCUUUUCAGCAUCUAAAAAGGCUACUAUGCAUUUUUCUGCCCAGACAACCUCCAGUACUCUGUGUACAUUUAUAUAACAAGCACCCAUUUCUAACUAACCGUGCCUGAUCUUCUGAGAGGAGACUGGGAAGGAAAUGUUUUAAUCUUAAGGACAGAAUCUUUGGUAAGAUUUUAAGAUCUAGACUGUUCUAAAGGCUACACUGCUGUGGUCUGUAAGAACACUGCUUUGGACCCUGGCCUUAUGUAGCUGUAUAUAAAAUGUUACAGAGAUCAAGAAUGUUGUAAGGGUUGCAGGAAACAUGUUUGUUCCCCUCCUCCCCCCACAAAGACUGCACUGCAUAAUACAUCUUAGUCAGUGGCUUCAAAAGAGUUCAUAGAGUUGUUUAUAAUACUCAGCAUACAAACCAUUUGUGCAUUACUAGAUUUCUGUAAUUGAGAGAGAGAUUGCAAACAGCUGAGUCCAAGUAUUAACCCCAGUGAUCUUUUUAUUCAUAACUUGCACCUGACAUCUCCAACAAGAACAGCAAUAAUUGGUGUUUGCUGCGUGUCUGAAUCUGUAGUUAAAAUUAAAAAGGGCGAUCUGGCCAGGCAUGUAAGGGUGGUAUAGUACCAUAGUGAAAUGAUAACCUGGGCAGAAAUACCAUAGCCAAGGUUUAAUAUGCAAAGGAAUAACUUAUAGUUUGAUUAAAAACAACUUAGCCCUAUCAUUAUUGAUAUAUAUGGGACUAUGCAAUUGCAUAAAAUUAAAGACUUGCAUAAGUCUUUGCAGGAUUGGGGCAUGAGGGCCUGAUUCUAUAACCAUUACUCAUUCUGGGAAGCACUCAUAGCUGCUAAGGCCAGAAGGAACCAUUAUGAUCAUCUCGUCUGACCACUGACUCAGUCUCUUUGCCUUUAAUGGGUCUCAACACAUGAACACAGUCUACUCAAUAUGAAGACUGAAGAAUAAGCCCCAUGUCCCCAUCUGUAAAAGGAGACAAUAUUUAGUAACUUCAUAAUGGGGUUUGGAGGCAAAAAUUGUUUGUUUGUAAAGCACUUUAAAUUCCUCAUUUGAAAGUGCUAUAGAACUGCAAAAUAUUAUAAGAGAAAAUCAGUGAAAAAUUAGAGUGUAGGAGGCAUCUUCUUCCAACUGUGAUGCUCCUGGAAAAAUUCUACAAAUAAUACUGUGUCUGGAGCAACCAUCCUCCAGGUAGGGAUACAGAUCUUCUUUUUGAGUAAUGUUGCUGACUUGUAGCUAGUGACACAAAAGAUGGGCAUUAACAUAAUGGACAUCAGAAAAAGGAAAACUAUUGACUACCUGAAAUGAGGUUGGGCUAUGUAAAACACCGGCUUAUGUUACGUUUGUCUGCAACCAAAUUAAAGCUCAGGGAUCUCGCUUCUUGUCAGUUCCCACAUAUGGAGAUUCCGGGCUCAUGAUUAUCUGUCUCUACUUGUUCAGUGUAAUUAAUAGAUGUGGUUUCUCUCCAGCCAUUAAGGGAUGCUGUGUUCAUCAUGGAACAGACCAUCUCUUCCAGAACAGGGAAAGAGAAAUUCCCCAAGGAAUUCAGAGUUCACCUCUUGGAAGGUUGGUGAUAAAACAGGAGACCACUCAAAUUGUCGCCCACAUGGAAAGAAAAGGCAGUUGCCAAAAGGAAAAAGACAAAGGAAACUCAGACUUCAGAGCCCUCCCUAUUCACAGAUACAGGAAAAAACUAGUUGAGGCUGUGAGAGACAAUUCAUUUCUUAUUGUGACUGGGGAGACAGGGAGUGGCAAAACUACCCAGCUCCCUAAGUAUCUAUUUGAAGAAGGCUUUGCAAAGCAUGGAGUGAUUGGUGUGACUCAGCCACGCCGAGUAGCUACCAUGUCUGUGGCUCAGAGAGUGGCUGAGGAGAUGAACUCUUCACUGGGAAGCAUAGUGGGAUAUCAGGUUCGCUUUGAUGACUGCACCUCUGAGGGUACUGCAAUCAAGUAUAUGACUGAUGGCUGCUUACUGAGACAGGUACUGGCAGACCUCCAUCUUACCAAAUACAGUGUCAUUAUACUGGAUGAAGCCCAUGAGCGGAGCUUAAGCACAGACAUUUUAUUUGGCUUGCUGAAGAAACUGUUCCAACAAAAGAAGCCUCCCAAGAGAAGGAAAGCCCUGAAGGUGGUGGUGAUGUCAGCCACCCUGGAGGUAGACAAGCUUUCAGAGUUCUUCGGAGGCUGCGCAGUGGUGGACAUUCCAGGAAGGAAUUAUCCCGUCAAGGAGAUAUUCUGCAGCCUGCUUGGCCCAAAGGAUGCAGAAAGCUCUGCCUAUGUUACAGAGGCUGUAAAAGUGACCCUGGAUAUCCACUUGAAUGAGUCAGCAGGAGACAUCUUGGUUUUUCUAACUGGACAAUCUGAGAUAGAAAGAACGUGCGACUUACUUUUCCAGAAAGCGGAAUCUAUUGAUUACCGCUAUGAUGUGCAAGAUUGUUCUGUUGAAGGUUUGCUUAUCUUACCCUUGUAUGGGUCAAUGCCAACAGAUCAGCAGAGAAGAAUAUUUUUGCCCCCUCCUCCAGGCAUUAGAAAAUGUGUCGUAUCCACAAACGUUGCUGCAACAUCUCUGACCGUUGAUGGAAUCAGGUAUGUCGUUGAUAGUGGAUUUGUGAAGCAGUUAAAUCAUAACCCCAGGGUUGGCUUGGACAUACUGGAGGUGGUUCCCAUUUCAAAGAGUGAAGCAAUGCAACGAGCAGGCCGAGCUGGCAGGACAUCAUCUGGAAAAUGCUACAGGGUGUACAGCAAGGAAUUCUGGGAUCAGUGUAUGCCUGAUCACAUGAUCCCAGAGAUUAAGAGAACUAGUCUUACAUCUGUGAUCUUGACCUUGAAGUGCCUUGCUGUACAUGAUGUCAUAAGGUUCCCCUAUUUGGACCACCCCGAAGAGAGGCAUAUUUUAGAGGCUCUUAAGCAACUUUACCAGUGUGAUGCUAUUGACAGGAGAGGCCACGUGACAAGACUGGGAGAGUUUUUGGUGCAAUUUCCUCUCCCUCCAAACCUGACCUGUGCUGUCAUAAAGGCAGCUUCUCUCGACUGCGAAGAUCUGUUGCUUCCCAUAGCUGCGAUGUUGUCUGUCGAAAAUGUCUUUAUACGACCUGGUGACCUUCAGAAACAAAAGGAAGCGGAACUCCGCCACCAGGAACUGUCAUUAGAGGCAGGAGGAUGCAAUGAUUUUGCAACCCUUUUAAACAUCUUUGAACAGUGCAAAUCAAGCAAGUCUCCUGCAGCUUGGUGCCAAAAACACUGGGUCCACUUCAGAGCUUUAAAAUCUGCUUUUAGUGUGGAAGCACAACUUCAGGAAAUAACCAGUAAGCUUAAACAGCUGUCAGACUUCCCAAGAGAGCGUUUUGAUGGCUCCAAAAAUGAGAUACUCAGAAGAUGUCUGUGCACGGGGUACUUCACCAAUGUCGCCCGAAGGUCCGCAGGCAGGACGUUCUGCACAAUGGACGGACAUGGUAGCAUAGUCCAUCUUCAUCCUUCAUCAGCACUCCAUGACCAGGAACCUCAACCUGAAUGGAUCAUCUUCCACGAUGUCCUGGUCACAUCUAAAAUGUAUGUGAGGAUGGUGUGUCCUAUUCGCUAUGAGUGGGUCAAAGACUUGUUGCCUAAGUUGCAUGAAAUUGAUGUGUAUGAACUGAGCAGUGUGGCACGGGAAGAGGUGACUGAGGAGGAAAUAACCAAGUGGAAAAACAAGGAAGACCUCAAACGACAGUAUGAAAAACUAAAAGAUGACUCUGCAAAGAAGAUGGAGAAAAGGAAUGAUGAUAAAUCAAUACAGGAUGCCCGAGUGCGGUACCUGCAGAGAAAACAGCAAAGGGCACAGUGUAUAAAUGCCACGCUGAAGGAGAUGGGCUAGUACAGUGAUGAGUACUCUAGCAAAGGCACUCAGUGCAAUUGCUUGUUGAUAAGCUUGCAGCAUAACCACGUCAAAAAAAAAAAAAAGUGAGAACUGAAGGAAGCUGCCAGUUCACGUGGAGUCUAUCUGCUUGGGGGCACAGCCUGAUACUCCUUGCUGUUUUUGUGACAGGCAGUGAGGAAAGGUUAAUGAGCUGAACUUUCAUUGCCAUGUGUCUUAGGCAGUAACUUAUUCACCGCAAAUGUGGCUGAAGAAGCAGUAUUUACAGCCUGUUCUAUGUCACUCAGUUGGAAUUGGAGUUGGCCUAUAAAAAUGGGCAUUGUGUCAAUGCAAUUUUUAAUCACACUUUCUUGAAAACCUUUUGAAAUGAGUAUAACUGUCCAGUGUUGCAUUUUUAAAAAGAUAUGUAUUUGUUUUAUUUCCUUCUGUAAAUUGUUGGCUUAUAGGACCCGUGUGAUCGUUUUACUAAAUUAUGUACAAUUACCAUUUUUAAAUUGUAUACUACUUCAUGUGCUCUUUUAACAAUGGGAUAAUAAGAAUCCAAAUUAGAAAGGCUUAUGUCAUUUACCUACGUUCUGCCUCAUGCAGGAUCAUUACUUACUCUGUAUUUAGCUGUACCAUACACAGUGAUUGCUUUGGCAUUAAAAUGUCUCAUUUAGAUGA
Messenger RNA from Chrysemys picta bellii (western painted turtle), 6010 nucleotides. RefSeq names its product DEAH-box helicase 40 (gene DHX40). The record is from RefSeq and is a predicted model, not a curated record. NCBI's taxonomy places the organism in Eukaryota, Metazoa, Chordata, Testudines, Emydidae. Gene Ontology annotation, molecular function: RNA binding; ATP hydrolysis activity; helicase activity. Gene Ontology annotation, cellular component: intracellular anatomical structure.